GACAUGACGUCACCGACCAAAUCCCCUUGAAGACCUCGAAAAUGGCCGUCAAAGCAAAGAGAUUUUAAUCUACUGUCGAAAUAACGUUUUUUUUCGGGUGUGGUCUAAACCAUUAUAAAUUUACGUGCGGUUGCUCCUCUUCCACGUCAUGCCACAUAUCACUCACAGUGAGUUUCUUCUGGAGCAACUGAAGAGGCAACGUGAGAGAAGCUUUCUGUGUGACUGCACAGUAGUAAUAGGACAGUCUCAAUAUAAUGCACACCAUAAUGUUCUGGCAGCCUUUAGCGAGUAUUUCUCUACGCAGUCUUUUGAUGCCGGAAAGGAGAAUGCCACCAUAACUUUGGACCCAGAGUUGGUGAGCGGUGCUGUAUUUGAAAAACUACUGACUUACAUUUACACUGGUGACUUGAGUAUGGACAGAGAAGAAAUUGAAAGCGUUCAGAAAGCUGCAUCUUAUCUUGGGAUGCCCGAGGUUGUGGCUCGUUGUACACUAACUCAAGAUGAUAUUAAAUUUGGUGGCUCGCCCACAAGACAAGCGGAGUAUGAAGAUCCACGGUCCCCCUUGAGCCCAGAUGACUACGAACCUUUAGAGCCAAUCACGGAGGUGGAAGAAUGGGAGCGGUUGAGGGAAAACAAGGAUGAAGCCCAGUCAUCCAGCGAACAGACGCCGCAGAGGAGCAGCAGCAAGAGAGGGAGGAAACCCAAAACUAGGCUCUAUGAGGAUGAUUUUGGGAGUGAGACCGUAACUGCUCACAGGGGCAGAGGUAGAGGUCGGGGGAGACCGAGAGGUCGGCCACGGGUGAGGCCGUUGACUUCUGAUUCAACUGAACAGUCUCCAGCUCAGCAAACCAUGAGCCCAAAAAGCAGCUCAGUAGGGAGAGGAACUGGAAGACCAAGAGGUCGUCCACGGGUUAGACCGCUGUCCACUGACAGAGAGGAACCAGCAACCAAGGAUCAAGAAGAGGAGAGCUCUGCUCACAGAGAAGAAGGCCCAGGAAAUAUACCUCUAUCAUCUGGUGCAGAAGGAGACGAAGAACAAGGAGACACCCAAGAAACAGAAGUUGUUGAAGAAGAUUUAGUGAAUGCUGGUGAGGCAGAUGUGACCGAUGUGGAAAACCCAGACGGAGUUCCUUUAAAACGAGGAAGAGGGAGACCACGGACUAAGCCAUUAACCACUGAGAACCAAACUACAAACACGGAAGACGGCUCAGAACCUGCGAAGACGAAAGAGAACGAAGGGACUGGCCGUAAAAGAGGAAGACCUCGAUCCAAACCUCUUUCUUCCGAGGCUCCCGAAUCUUCUUAUCCAACAGAGAACAGUGGAGAAGAAGCUCCCGGAGAAACAAACCAAGACACGGAGAAACACACUGAAGAAAGCUCAUCACAAGGGACAGAGGAUUCGGAAUCAAAUCCUGCCAAGAAGGUCCGCACCAGCAACAGAAAGAGAAGCUUGAGUAGAAAGCUUAAAGAAAGUCAGGCGAGUAACGAGGAGGAUGAAGACGAUGUAGAGGAUGAAGAAUUUGCCAAUGACAACGAGGACUGGGCCGGAGAAGAGGAAGUGAAGCCCUUGCAGGACAAACACAGGCCUAUUUGUAAUGUCUGCGGGAACCUGUUCUCAGAGAUGAGCAGCCUGCGCAGACACAUGCGCAUACACAAGGGCCUCAAACCCUAUCAGUGCCAGCUCUGUACCCGCUCCUUCAGACAGGGCAACCAGCUGAAGACCCACAUGCGCAUUCACACAGGAGAGAAGCCCUUCAAUUGUACAUCUUGUGAGGCACGUUUUGCUCAGAAAUGUCAGCUGGUCUAUCAUUGCCGCAUGCAUCACGGAGAAGAAAAGCCGCAUAAAUGUGAUUUCUGUGGGGCAGCUUUCGCCACUUCUAGUAAUCUGAAGAUUCACAUAAGGAAGCACAGCGGUGAGAAGCCGUAUGAGUGUGGAGAAUGUGGGAAGCGCUUCACGCAGGCCAGCACUCUGAUGUACCACAAGCGGCGACACACGGGGGAGAAACCCUACAUCUGCGACACCUGCGGCAUGGCAUUCGCUGUGUCCAGCUCUCUCAUCGCUCACAACAGGAAACACACCGGUGUGACCCCAUAUAUAUGUUUGGAUUGCGGAAAACCUUGCAUAACUGCUGGUGAACUUCGAAAACAUAUGGACAUCCACAAUGGAUCGAGAAAAGUGAGGUGUAACAUGUGUGGGAACAUGUUUUCAGACAUAUAUAGCUUGAAGAAGCACAGCAUUUUGAAGCAUAACGCUCUUCCAGGCCAAGAGCAGGCUCCUUUGAAAACCGACCCAACGCAGUGUCCUCUCAACAUCCCCAUUGACCACCAGGGCCUGAUUGCUCGCGUGCGCUCUGCCCUUGUCGAUUCCCAAGACCAUGAAAUUCAAAUGGAGCCCCCUUUGCCAAUUUUGCCCCCGGAAACCUCACUUAUUAUCCAGCAGUCAGCAGAGCCUCAGAUGAUCAUACAGCAUGCAGAUGGCACAGAGCCCUCCAUGAUCUUCCAGCACGCAGAUUCAUCCGAAGCACCCGUUCUCUUCCAACACGGGGAAUCUGGCGAGCAAGUCAGCUAUGUAGUGGAACAGUACGAAAUCCCAGGAACUGCUGAGAUGGAGCACACGCAGAUUGUCAUUGUUCAGACCAUUGAUUAAAAUACCAGCUUUUACCUCCAUUUUAAAUGUAUUCUCUCCAUUAAGUGAAGACUGAGGUUAGGAUCUGUGUGGAAGCAUUUUGUCACAAACAUCCCUUCAGAUAACUUGUUUUCUCAGCGUUUGAAUGAACUCUUAGCAGAUAUCAGUUAUACAAAGCUAUUGUGUGAAUAUGUGGGGCUUCUCCUCUCUUGCUUUUUUCUUAAUUAAAUGUAAUGUCACAUUCAGAGCAGAAUCUGGAUCAUUAAAGGCAUAAAAUAUUUUCUGAAAUAAUGGGAAGGCCAAACUUACGUUUAGAUCUAAUAUAAAAGAUGUGUUUAAAAGUUAAUUUUGGUUCAUUUAAAAAAUACUUUUCUAUUUAAUUGAAAGGACAUUGUGGCUAUACAUUGCAACUGACUUGGUCAUUAUGAUAUUUUGAACCAUACGUUUGUCUUUUAGAAGUUUGAAAUGUAAAUACUUAUAAUGUUAUAUGACCCAGUCUCUGAACAAUUUCAUAUAUGAUGUGAAAUCAUUUGGAUCCUCUUACAAACUGGGAAAAUUUUAUAAUAAAUAAUCUCCAACUGAA
This is a messenger RNA of Carassius auratus (goldfish), 3209 nucleotides long. It is a transcript of the gene mynn, whose product is annotated as myoneurin. The record is from RefSeq and is a predicted model, not a curated record. Gene Ontology annotation, biological process: regulation of transcription by RNA polymerase II. Gene Ontology annotation, cellular component: nucleus. Gene Ontology annotation, molecular function: protein binding; RNA polymerase II cis-regulatory region sequence-specific DNA binding; DNA-binding transcription factor activity, RNA polymerase II-specific. NCBI's taxonomy places the organism in Eukaryota, Metazoa, Chordata, Actinopteri, Cypriniformes, Cyprinidae. The transcript is spliced from 9 exons. Bases 149 to 2647 code for a protein of 832 amino acids.